Molecule: messenger RNA, 1623 nt
Organism: Diplodia corticola
Lineage: Eukaryota; Fungi; Ascomycota; Dothideomycetes; Botryosphaeriales; Botryosphaeriaceae
Product: carboxylesterase family protein (secreted protein) protein
Exons: 2
Coding region: 1-1623 (540 amino acids)
Source: RefSeq, a predicted model, not a curated record
AUGCCUUCUCUUUCGACGCUUCUGCUGCCUCUGGCGGCAGCUGCCGUGUCGGCGCAAACGGCCACGCCUAGCAACACCAGCUCAGCGGCCAUGCCUACCGUCACGCUCGACUACUCGACCGUUGUUGCCGCUGCCGGAAACGAGUCCCUGGGCUACUACAAGUACCAGAACAUCCGCUUCGCCGCCGUUCCCACGGGCGAUCUGCGCUGGGCCGAGCCGCAAUGGCCGCCGGUCGAGACCGAGCUCAACACCGGCUCCCUUGCCGAUGCCGACGUCGACUGCGCGUCUUACGAGGACUGCCUCUACAUGGAUGUCUGGGCCCCGGCCAACUCGGCGGGCAAGAAGUUGCCUGUCAUGGUCUGGACCUACGGCGGCGGCUUCACCGGCGGCAGCAAGUCGCAGAACACGCCCGAGGGCCUGUUCGACCUGAGCAAGGACUUUAUCUUCGUCGCCUACAACUACCGGCUCGGCAUGACGGGCCUGGCCAACGGCCCGACCUUCCUCCACGAGGGCGGCACCUCCAACACGGCCGUCUGGGACGUCGAGCACGCGUUCAAGUGGGUCAAGAAGUACAUCCACAACUUCGGAGGCGAUUCGGACGAGGUCACUGCCGUUGGCUUCUCCGCCGGUGGCUCCCAGGUCCUGUUCCAGAUGACGCGCUUCGCCGGCCACGCCGAGCAGAACUUCAACCGUGCCUACGUCAUGUCCCCCGGCUUCGUCCCCGGCGCCGGCCACCACCACGCCGAGCAGUUCUGGCAGAACGUGUCUUCGGCCGUCGGCUGCGACGGCGGAUCCGUGGAAUGCAUGCGCGCCGUCGACUUCGACACGCUCACCACCGCCACCGACGACCUUGUCGACACGUACGACUACCAGAUGCAGCCGCGCGUCGACGGCGACAUCAUUGCCGACACGUACGAAGCCCAGUUCUACCAGAAGCGCGUCAACUUCGACGGCCCCGUCGUCAUCACCCACGAGCAGCACGAGGCCAACGGCCAGGCCUACGACGGCGUCAACACCACCGAGGACGUCUCGACCUACCUGCGCAUCUUCUUCCCGGCCAUCACCGACGACGUCGUCGACGAGCUGCUCGCCCUGUACCCCGAGUCCGACUACUCGUCCCCGGGCCUCCGCUUCUCCGACAUGAAGCAGUCCUUCGACCUCACCUGCAAGAACCUCGCCCUGACCCAGUACCUCAAGAACAACACCUGGAACGCACUCGUCGCCCUCGACCAGGCCACCCACGGCACCGACCAGAGCUACUACUGGUACAGCACCUACACUCUCUCCGACUCGACGUCGACGACGACGACGACGACGUCGGACAACUCGACCACCUCCAGCUCCUCCAACUCGACGUCUUCCGCUCCCGGCGGUGCGGGCGGCGGCAUGGGCGGCGGCAGCUCCACCUCGGUCAACUCGACCAUCGCCGUCGCCAUGCAAAAGUACCUGCUCUCGUUCGUGCUGACGGGCGACCCCAACGCCGAGUGGGCCGACGACAAGCUGGCCUGGCCCAAGUACGGCAACGACACGAACACGCUGGUGUUCAACUCGACCUUCUACCUCGAGGGCGACGACCUCGCCAACGACAAGUGCUUGUACUGGAACAAGGCGUUGUGGUAUUAG